AUGCCUGCCUCGUUACUUUGGUGGCGCUACAUGCUUUUCCUGUCAUGCUUGUUCUACAUUCAGGGGUAUUCCCGUGCUGUGUUCGCUCAUUUCAUGGUCUCAAAUACGGCCGGAUAUUCAGUCUCUGACUGGGAAAAUGAGAUCCAGCUCGCGCAGGAUGCCCAUAUCGACGCAUUUGCUUUGAAUAUCGCAAACGGAGAAGACACCACCUCCACUUCCAUGCCGAGUGCCUUUACAGCCGCCGAAAAGCUCAAAUUCUCUCUUUUCUUCUCCUUCGACUAUGCAGGCAAUGGAGCAUGGGAAAAAGGCGACGUGCUGAGUCUCUUGAACAAAUACGCUUCCAGUGGCGCCUAUUACCUCCACGGGAAAAUUCCACUGGUCUCGACAUUUGAAGGACCUGGCAAUGCCGAUGACUGGGUGUAUCUCAAAUCAAAAAUGUCCCUCUUCUUUGUUCCAGAUUGGUCCUCAGUUGGGGCCAAGCCUGCCAUGGCUUUGGGAGACGGUGUUGCAGACGGGCUUUUUAGCUGGGCUGCAUGGCCGAAUGGGCCAAAUGACAUGAACACCUAUGUUGACGCCUCUUACAUGCAAUACCUGGAAACGAAGCCCUACAUGAUGCCAAUUUCGCCUUGGUUCUUCACAAACCUGCCUGGGUAUGAUAAGAACUGGCUCUGGCGUGGUGAUGAUCUCUGGUAUACCCGGUGGCAGCAAGCGCUCUACCUGGCCCCGGAAUUCAUCGAGAUCAUUUCCUGGAAUGACUUUGGUGAGAGUCACUAUAUCGGCCCCACUGUUGACUACCACAACUCGCUGGCCGAUUCAAUGUACACGGCAUUUGAUACUGGGGAUGCCCCAUACAACUAUGUCGAAAGCUUCGAUCACAGCGGCUGGAGACAAUUCUUGCCUUACCUGAUUGACCUCUACAAGUUCAACAGCACGACCUCAGGAACAGAGGGCCUUGUUGCAUGGUAUCGUCAAAAUGCAGCAGGUGCGUGCGCUGAUGGUGGCACAACUGCCAAUACCGUCUCACAGCUCCAACUGGAGUAUUGGCCCAAGGAAGUGGUCCAGGAUAAGAUAUUCUAUUCAGCACUCUUGUCACAGCCUGGAGAUAUCUCUGUUACGAUAGAUGGUGUGAAUGUCGGCGCAACCUGGACCAACACCCCCAGUGGCAAUGUCGGCAUUUACCAUGGAAGUGUCUCUUUUACCGGUCAUUCUGGGGGCGUGAUAUUGAGCGUGACUACUUCCAGUGGCUCACUCAAAGUUGAUGGAGCGGAAAUCAGCAGUGGAUGUGACAUGGGCGACCAAGUCGAAAAUUGGAAUGCAUGGGUGGGCUACACCAUGGGAAACUCACUCAGCGGAACCUCCCCUGAUCUUGACAAGGAAGUCUGUGUCGAGGGAUGGGGGAUGGGGGAUUUCAAUGGGCUUUGCGAGUUUGCCUGCAGCUUGGGCUAUUGUCCAGUUGGUGCGUGCGUGUGCAUCAAGCUGGGACCUCAUCCAACAUUACCCAAAGCCACAGGCAUAGUCGGCUAUCCAGCUGCAGGCAAAAACGCCAAUUAUGCUGGUCUGUGUUCCUUCACCUGUGAAUAUGGCUACUGCCCGUCAACUGCCUGCGGAACUGUGUCGGUUCCAUUGACGAUUCCGACAGUCUCCCCAUUCACCGCGGACACAUGUGUUGGUGGCUCCGGAGAGGGUGAAUUGGCUGGUCUUUGCAGCUUCGCCUGCAACUAUGGCUAUUGCCCCAUUUACAAUUGCACCUGCACCGCAACGGGUCCAUUGAACGUACCUCCUGCCCAAAACACCUCUGUUGUCGGCUGGGCACCAGAUAUUGAGGAUAAUGGUCUUUGCAAAUUUGCCUGUACCAGAGACUAUUGUCCUUCGCCUGUAUGCCUAGGUUCGACCUCUGACGAUGACGAUGAGGAUGAUGACCCUUGUGAAAGCUGGGAUGAUGACACGGCGGCGAAGUGCAAAGCCACUUCCCCUUGCGAUUUCAGCAUUAAUUACUCCUCUCUCAAGGAUCUGGAUGCAGACCUUGACAGCUUGGAUCCCUAUUGUGUCGAUUACUAUAUGCUUGGUGCAUUGUAUGGAGAACUCGAGACUACUUUGGCCAACUACACGGACAUUGCUGAUACAGCCAAAUACGCCGAAGACUUUAAAGAGUACGCGAAGUACAUGAAAGGGCAGGUUCAACCUCAGCUCAUGAAUUUUAUGAAGGUCAGCGAAGCAAGGGGUGUGCCCAAUGGCGUGGGUAAUUCGUUUUUCGAAUGCACGUACAGCAAGUACGAAGGCAUAAACUCGUCAACGACCGCCUGUCCAGCCGACUUUUUCGGGUCAGAGGAAGAGCAACAUAUCACCUAUUACGAUAUUCUGGACCGAGAAGGCUUCUACAGCAAUCUCACGGCAGACUGCGGCGUUGAGGCUGAAUGGGUAACCCUCGAUGGUGGCAUGUUCUUGGGAGAAAAACAGGGGCCUUACUAUGGUACCAGCAGGCCUCACUGCGACGUGCUUCCGAGUUGGGGAUACAGUUGCCGUUGGUGGCAGGGAUUUCCCGUCCCAGCCAAGGAGAUCACUGUCACUGACCCUCGCGAUGUCAUGAAAAAGGCUUUGCCAAAUAUCCCCAACCUCCAAAUCUCGAUCAUUUCGACCCAGCUUAGCAUCGCAACCGGAAGCUUUAGCGGCGUGAUAGACGAUGUUGUUCAGACCAUAUCCACCGCUGUCUUCACGCUAAGUCAGCUAGUCGAUCGCAUGUACAAUGUCGUCGAUAUAGAAAAAAAGAAAAUACUGGAGAUCAUCGGUGCUGUAUUCAUGGCAUUGCCUUUCUUGGGUCCGAUUUCGGGGCUUGGGGAUGUCAUUGAAGGCUUUGAUGCAAUACUCGCUUUGGCGGGGACCGCCGCAAAUGAAGGCUACGAUAUCUACAGUAUGGUGCAGAACCCUGACAGUGCUCCAGUGGCGGUUCUCGGUAUGCUGUUGGGCUUUGACGCUGGUGCAGCCGUUGGUACAAUCAGUGAUGAAUCAUUGAACGCCUUUAGAUACGAUACUCUUGCUGCCUCUCGACGUGGCAUGAAAGACGAGGAGAUAAAGGGUUUCGGAAAUCUGUUUGAAGCGAAAUUGAGUCAAGUUGAUUCCAUGGUUAGCAAGUGUUUGAGACGUUGA
Molecule: messenger RNA, 3144 nt
Organism: Penicillium soppii
Lineage: Eukaryota; Fungi; Ascomycota; Eurotiomycetes; Eurotiales; Aspergillaceae
Product: glycoside hydrolase family 71 protein
Exons: 2
Coding region: 1-3144 (1047 amino acids)
Biological process (GO): mating projection tip cell wall disassembly
Molecular function (GO): glucan endo-1,3-alpha-glucosidase activity
Source: RefSeq, a predicted model, not a curated record